UGUAACGAACGCGUUACUCCGGGGCUGCUCCGGGGAACUGUCAAAUCAUCGACUCAAAUCGAACACGUACUCGCUGUGAAUCAAAACAAAACAGUUCCUACCAAAAAUAAAUUUAAAAGUGAAAAUCACUCAUAAGGUGACGAAAUUGUUAAAAAUAAGCCAUCAGUUUCGCUUCAUAAUGAGCGACAUUCAAACCUGGUACAAACAGGUGCCUCUGUUUACCCGACUGUGGCUGUCGGCUACCGUCGGAAUCAGCUUACUGUCCCGCUUCGGAAUCCUACCGCCUCAGUACCUGAUUCUACAGACGUACCCUCUAUUCAAACAAUUCCAGUUAUGGAGACCGAUGACAGCGGUGUUUUUCUACCCGUUGAAUCCGGCCACCGGAUUUCACUUCAUGUUGAACUGCUUUUUCCUGUACAACUACUCGCUCCGCCUUGAGACGGAACAAUUCAAGCAAAAACCUGGAGACUACUUUUUCCUGCUUUGUUUCAACUGGAUUCUAUGUGUGUUGAUUGGUCUGCUCAUUGACCUUCCGAUCUUGAUGGAUCCGAUGGUGUUAUCCGUGUUAUAUGUUUGGUGUAAACUGAACAAGGAUGUGAUCGUUAAUUUCUGGUUUGGUACCCGUUUCAAAGCCAUGUACUUGCCUUGGGUUCUUUUGGGAAUGAACCUGAUUCUUUCUUCUGGAAGUAUCUUUUCAAUCGUUGGCAUUUUGGUGGGUCACGCUUACUACUUCUUGAAGUUCAUCUACCCACAAGAGCUCGGAGGACCUAGCUUGAUUGAAACUCCUUUGUUCAUUAAACGCUACUUCCCCGAUGUCUCCGGUGGAGUGCACGGUUUCGGUGUACCUCCAGUUGGGCAGCGAGCAAACCCACAACAACAACAGCAGCAGGGCAAUGGUUUUGGAUUCCGGCAUGCAUGGGGGCGUGGUCAUGUAUUAGGUCGCGAUUAAGGUAAGUCUCUGGAGAUUGUAAAUACAUGCAAAGUAGCUUUCUACUCAUCAUCAACCUUGUGGAACACCUACCGAAGUUCUAAUCUCGUCGAAAUUCACGCGUUAGUUAUGUAUUUUUUUAAUGUAAAUCUAUACUAUGGAUAACAGUAUAAAUCAGAAGAGUGCAGACAUCACGAAUAAUAUUCUAAAGUAAAUUUGAUGUUUGAUCACUUGAAUGGGA
Molecule: messenger RNA, 1169 nt
Organism: Armigeres subalbatus
Lineage: Eukaryota; Metazoa; Arthropoda; Insecta; Diptera; Culicidae
Gene: Der-1
Product: derlin-1
Exons: 6
Coding region: 179-949 (256 amino acids)
Biological process (GO): endoplasmic reticulum unfolded protein response
Cellular component (GO): endoplasmic reticulum membrane; Hrd1p ubiquitin ligase ERAD-L complex
Molecular function (GO): ubiquitin-specific protease binding; misfolded protein binding
Source: RefSeq, a predicted model, not a curated record